CCUGUAGUUAAUUGCGCAUUUAAUGAAAAAGAAUGGACCAUGGGAAAAUACAUUUUAAUUCUAUUUGUGGUCAUUAUGCUUUGUACGAUGUUAGUAUUGAUUGACGCAAGAGGAGGAAAAGUGAGAUGGAGAGUGAGAUUUUCCUUUGGAAGACAUUUUUCAGGAAACAAAAUUACCUCGAAAAACGAUGUUGGUUCAGUUUACGGGGCCUCAUAUUGGCGGAUACGUUCUAGCUCUAGGUCAAAGGGGGAUUUGCCAGAAGUCUGCUACAAUGACAAAUAUGAUAAAAAUAAUUUGACCAAUGUGUCAUAUGUGGGGCUGUUUAUUUGCCCGACAGACGACAGUAUGGGAGAUGACCACACUUACUGCUGCGGUGACGAGGGGCAACAGUACUGCUGUACAUUCUGGGAUGAUGACUGGAGAGUAUAUCAAGUUGUAUUUGGAAUACUUUGGGGACUAUUCGUGAUUUGCAUCUUUUCUUGUGUGUGUUAUAUGUAUUGCUUUAAAAAAUGCAAGUCUAAGUAAUCCUUCAUAUGACAACAGAUAAUUAGUUGGAGAUUUUGAAAACAUUUUUGAUAACUCUCUUAUUUCAUAUCAGCUGGGGCUAAAUCUAAGGUCAGACAUUUAAAAUCUUUGGUAUAGAAUCCAUGUACGAUGACAUUCAAUAACGUUGUUCAUAAGCAUGUUUGUCUCUUUCAGUUAGAUAAGAGUGAAUGGCAUAGGGAUAAGGCCUUAAAACCGAGGCCCUGUACCACGAUAGGUGUUGGCAUGAAAAUGUAAAGUGGGUAAUCUUUAAGUGCGAGGCAUAGGGCAAGAUCCCUUACUGCUCAAUGGGCCUUCAUACCUAUAUGAGUGAAAAAUUCUCGAAUGGCACGUAAAAAACAUAAAUCAAUCAAUUAUUUAAACUAUGCUUUUUGUCUUAAAUAUCACAGGAAAUGGGUAGCACUGGUUCUCUACCCUUGAUUCCAGUCGCUGCCGCUAGGAAUUGUGUCUGUUAACCAAUGACAGGGCACCAGUCUAAUGAAAUGGGAAGAGUUUACAAAAGUAUUUAAAAAAUUUGUUUUAAAAAAAAAAUUAUGCGUCGUCAUGUUUAUAAUAUAAAUAGUUUUAAUUCAAUUUUUCAGUUAAAGUCAGAUUGGAAGUGUACAUAUAUUUGUUACUGUUUUAGCAUUAAUUGUUAAUGAUGCAUGUAAUUUUAUAUUUAGUGGAUAUUAUGUACAUAUAUUAACGUAUUGUUUCUAUGUAAGUAUUAUUAAGAAAAACUAGUUAUGCAGAUUUUGUUUAUGCUUUAUUGACUGGCUCCUUAUUGAGAAAUAUGUUAUAUCCAGUGUAUAAUACUACAAAUGCUGUUCAAGGUACCUGUCGACAUUUUUCACAACAGAAAUCUAUCUAUUGUAUUAAACAUUUAACAAUAUUUUUUGUCAGCAUGAAAUGAGGAGUCUUUCAAAAUUAAUGUUACAAUGGUGUACAUGGA
Messenger RNA from Saccostrea cuccullata (small rock oyster), 1474 nucleotides. RefSeq lists its product as uncharacterized. The transcript has 4 exons. The record is from RefSeq and is a predicted model, not a curated record. The coding region runs from base 40 to 525 and encodes 161 amino acids. Lineage: Eukaryota; Metazoa; Mollusca; Bivalvia; Ostreida; Ostreidae.